CAUUCAGUCAGCUCACUCACACACGGAAAAACCGAGGCAGAGGAGCGAGGUCCAGGCGGUAUAAAACUCACCGGUGAGCGCUUAAAUAAGUAUCUGUGGAGGAAAAGAUUAGUAUGAGACACGGACUGAAUUUGGCGCGAGAAGUGCUGAGCCUUAUUGGAAUUUAACCAUAAAAUAAUCGUGCAGACUUCACCUGACGCUUCGUAAAGCCCGCGAGGACAGCGCUGCAUACAACUGUUAACAGAUAACACCAGUGGAUGUAACUCCUCUCCAUUUCCUGAGGUGCAAAGGGGAGAAGGACCUGUACUAACUGACCUUCAGAGCAAAGACAAGACACCAUGUCUUUGAGCACAUUCCACCUCAUGCAAACCCUCAAGAACUCUCCAGCUGCGCUCCGCCGCCGCUUCAAGCGAGACCGCCUGGAGACCCUGUCUCACGGGGACCCUCUGUUCAAGGUGCACUACCUGGGCACAGAGAAGAUCUUCUCCCUGGACCGGGAGCAGGCUCAGUAUGCCAUUCAGCACCUGCUGGAUGGCAUCGCCAGUGGGAAGAAACUGAGCAAAGACCACGCCCUGGUGGUGCGGCCGCGAUACGUGGAGGUCAAAGAGCUGAGCACAGGCCGACAGCUAACCAAGACUUACCUUCAGGACAUUGCCUACUGCGCCGCUGAUGCCACCAGGCCCAAUGUGUUCCUAUACAUCUGUAAGCACCAGGGCCAGCAGCUGCAAUGCCGUGUGUUCUGGUGCAGUCGGGCGGAGCGAGCCAAGGACAUGACUGCCUGCCUGGCACACUCCUUUGAGAGGGCACUGAGCGACUGGCAGGAUGCCCCCAACACAAUGGCAUCAAAGAACAAGGCCGAGCGCAUCGAGGACACCAACAACUCCAACACAAAGAGCCACACACUCCCGGCCAGUAUCGGCAAAGUUCGUUGGAAGAAGAGAGGCUCUGUGUCCCGCAGCCCUCUCCGAGCCAUAACCAGAAGAGGCUCUGAAUCAGACAGCUGGAACUGAGCUCUGCUUUCAAAUCGGGACUAUAUCAAACCCAACCUCACUGUGACUGUGCUACAGGGACAGACUGGACGAGUGUGGGCCUGAAUGUUGAUGUCAGGUUUUCUGUUCACUCCUGUAAUAUCACAGCUGUGAGCUGUCGACAGUUUUACGGAGACUUUAGAGUCUCCUCAGACACAGGGGACUUCCUGUGCUGCUUGUUUCACUAUUUGGGUGAAAGGCAGUGACGGUCCGAGCUGUGGUUUAAAUGCAGGAAGCACAAACAUCUUUAAGUUGACACAAAGAUGUCACUUUUUUUGAAGGAUUAUCUUUAUUUAACUGGCAAUUUUGACAGCAGUGUGUCCCAGGCCAGAGGCACUAGAAAACACAUUACUCUGUGAUACUUUGGGCAAAAUCAUGGAUGAAACUGCAUUAUCAUCAUGAAGUUAAAUAAAGUAAACUUAAAGAGUUAAAGAUGUAUAAUCUUUGAUAGACAAAGAACAAAAACUUGGUUAUUUCUGAAAACAGGGCAGAUCUUCUGUAGCUUUCAAGAAAAUGUUGACCUAUAAUAUUUCAGAAUCUAUGCCAAAUUUAGAGAAGGAUGCCUAUUUAACAUGAACUUUUGACUGUCCCGACGCUGAAUUAGCAUUUAUGUGGAAAAGGCAGUGAGCCAUGACACGGAGGGCUGUUUGUGCCCCAACACUGGGAACGCUGUGUUCUGUGUAGAGCUUCAGUGUGGAAUGUGCGCCCAUGCACCUGCAUUCCUCUUGGGGGAAUUUGAGAUCCAAUACUUAAGAAGGCCCCGAAUUCUUCCUGCCAUCCAACCAUGACUUUGCAUAUCGGAUAGCUACAGUGUGCUUUUGUUACUUUGGCCUUAAAAGGUGCCCCAUGUCCAGUUAAAAUGACACUGAGGCACUGAUGUGUGCAGCAUUGCAUAACACACUUAUGAAGGUGAUUAAGUGUAAGGUUUACAGUUGUUUGACAGACAGAGGGUCACUGGUAGAUACAGCUACCAUCAGUAUUUUAGACCAAAACUAAGCUAGACCAGGAGCCUGUGGUUCUGUCAUGCCACUAGGUUUUAAUGUGUUGAUUUUUCUAUUCUACAAAAGGCAUGGCCUCUGUAAAGGCUGUUUUUGUGCCUGCUCAAAGAUAUUUUAUCAAUGUACUGUUUUUAUGUCAUCUACAUAUUUAAAUAUGUAUUUUAUCAAAUAUUAAAAGUUUUUAUACAACA
Messenger RNA from Boleophthalmus pectinirostris (great blue-spotted mudskipper), 2217 nucleotides. RefSeq lists its product as uncharacterized. The record is from RefSeq and is a predicted model, not a curated record. The coding region runs from base 339 to 1010 and encodes 223 amino acids. NCBI's taxonomy places the organism in Eukaryota, Metazoa, Chordata, Actinopteri, Gobiiformes, Gobiidae. The transcript is spliced from 3 exons.